Pestalotiopsis fici W106-1 is the source of this 711-nucleotide messenger RNA. RefSeq names its product Pre-mRNA-splicing factor ISY1. Gene Ontology annotation, biological process: generation of catalytic spliceosome for second transesterification step; mRNA 3'-splice site recognition. The coding region runs from base 1 to 711 and encodes 236 amino acids. The record is from RefSeq and is a predicted model, not a curated record. NCBI's taxonomy places the organism in Eukaryota, Fungi, Ascomycota, Sordariomycetes, Amphisphaeriales, Sporocadaceae. The transcript has a single exon. Gene Ontology annotation, cellular component: catalytic step 2 spliceosome; Prp19 complex; post-mRNA release spliceosomal complex.
AUGCUGUUUCGCUUCCGCGAAGCGCAAGCAGCAGACUUGGGAAUCAUAGAUGCCGGACGCACGCGGCGACCCAAGAUCAUCACCGAGGUCGACUCGAUACCCUCUUGCGAGAAAUGGCGAGGCCAAACCCUCAAGGAGAUUAGCCGCAAGGUUUCCAAGAUCCAGGAUCCCGCCCUUAGCGACUACCAGAUCCGCGAUGUCAACGACGAGAUCAACAAAUUGAUGCGAGAAAAACACAUGUGGGAAGUACAGAUACGGAAUUUAGGCGGUCCAAAUUACAUGAGAGGCGGCGGGAAAGUGUACGACGAAAGCGGCAAAGAGAUACCAGGCGGCGGGAAAGGGUAUAGGUAUUUUGGGCGAGCGCGAGAGUUACCCGGAGUAAAAGAGCUAUUCGAAGCGGCAAAACACAAAGACAAGGACGAAAAACCACUGGAAACGAGGGACGACUUGAGAAAGGCCGUUGACGCAAAAUAUUAUGGUUAUGCGCCAGACGAAGAGGACGAGGCUCUGCUCGAAUACGAGAGGCAAAAGGAGGAAGCCGCACUCGAGGCACUCAAGAAGCAAGGAGGAAAAGGCACGGCGCCGCCAGAUUGGGAGCCUCUUCCUGGAGACAGUGGUGACGGUAAAGCCUGGGAACUGCCGACGCUCGAAGAAGUUCAGGAAGAAUUGAUGGACAGGAGACGCAAGAGGUUGCUUGAUUCACUCCAAUGA